This is a messenger RNA of Octopus sinensis (East Asian common octopus), 3138 nucleotides long. Its product is annotated as ankyrin repeat and zinc finger domain-containing protein 1. NCBI's taxonomy places the organism in Eukaryota, Metazoa, Mollusca, Cephalopoda, Octopoda, Octopodidae. The record is from RefSeq and is a predicted model, not a curated record. The transcript has 17 exons. Bases 265 to 2817 code for a protein of 850 amino acids.
UAGAGGGGGGAUAACCCAGUGUUUUAAUGGGAAAUUUUUAAUGGGGAUGAAAUAACCAAAAAGUACCUUUUUGUUUUUGUUUAUUGUAACUGUGUCGUAGAAAUAAAUGAAUUGCAAUAGAUGUGAAAAAAAAAUAUGGCCUGUCAGAUGUCUAUUCAAAAGAAAAUAAUUUCUAGAUAUCACUUAUUAAAAAGAGAUAUAUUAACGGUUACACCGUUUUAGACUAAACAGUUGCUGUAUCCGGUGCGUGCGUUAUCUGUUGCAAUGUCAACUGAUUAUCGAAAACUGACAAAAGGAGAACCUCAGAGUUACUCCAGUUGUCCAUUGUAUCAAGUAAACCAAGUUAAAGCUAAAUUAGUUGGUUUACAGUUGGCAGCAUGUGAUCCUUCCAUUAAUCAGAGCUGCUUCAUUGGUACAUCUUCAUCAGAAUUUGUUUUCCAAGAGCUUUAUACUGAACCAUCUGAGUCAGAUGCAUCCAGUUUCAAAUCUGUUUUGACUGUGGCUAACAGCAGCACCAGUUGUAGCUUGUGCUCAUUAAAAUUCCAGAAUUUGCAAGAGCAGAAAGAACACUUUCGAUCAGACUGGCAUUUGUAUAACUUGAGACAAAAGUUGAGAGGAAUGUCCCCAGUUUCUGAAGAAGUUUUUGAAAAUAUUGUUGAUAAUCUUUCAAGUAGCAUUUCUGGUAGUGACUCAGAAUCUGAGAGUGAAGACAAUGGUUAUUUCCCUGUUGAAGACAUGUUACCGGACGUAGGUCCCAUUGGCAAACCAUACUCAAACACAGCAACUACACAAGAGACACCAGAUACUUCUCACUGUCAACUUGCUAGUAAUAAAAGGAGUUAUCCAAAACUAUUCCUGAAAAAUAACAAUGGUGAACUUAUAUCAGUUUAUAAGUGUAUAUUAUAUCACAAGAAGAAACCUCCUUCAUCUAUAAAGUUAGUUCUUGAAUAUUUAUCUAAAUUACCUGGUGCCAUGUCAUGGGCUGUGUUUUUAGCAAGUGGUGGGCAUUUUGCUGCAACUAUUUUUGAAAAUGGCAAGGUAAUCGUGCACAAGACAUUUCAUCGUUACACUGUUCGAGCCAAACAGGGCAAAUCCCAAGGAUCCAGGGAUGGACGUGGUAAUGCCCCUCGCUCUGCAGGGGCAUCCCUCCGCCGGCACAAUGAGUCUGCAUUAAAUCAGGAUGUCCAAGAGCUUUUGACCAGUUGGUCUGACUAUUUGAUGCGAUGUGAUCUGAUCUUCUUGAGAGCCCCUAGCUUUAACCAGCAAAUGUUCUUCAGUGGUAAAAAUUCUCCCCUCAGUCGAAAUGAUUUUCGUAUUCGAGGCGUACCAUUCCAUACUCGGCGCCCAACGCACAAUGAAACUUGCCGUGUUCAUGAAAUGCUAGCAUCAGUUGAAUGCUAUGGUAAUGAGAGCGAAAUGCAGGAAUUUAUUCCCCAAUCACCUCCUCGACAUUUUAGUUCAAAUACUGGUCAACUAGAAAUCAUCACAGAUGUCUCUCAAUUAAGAAAUAAUGUGGGCAAAUUGAUCUUAUGUGAUAAAAAAAGAAAAACUUAUAAUGUUCAAGAAAAUACAUCUUCUGUCACUGUAGAUGACAGAUCAUGUUCUGAAACAGAAAACGAUAGUGACAUUAAAUUGCAUUUUGUGAACAAAGAAAUCAGUACAUGUCAUCUAAACCCUGAUGAGAUAAACUUUGGUCAACAGGCUGCUGUGAAAUCUAACAAAAUUUCUAUAGAUACAAAACCUAAGCCAGCUACUAAAGGAUCAAAGGAAAAAAAUUACAUCCGAAACGAACUUUAUAGAGCAUGCAAAACCGGGAAUCUUCAUGAUGUCAAUAAGAUAAUUUCAUGGCUGGCUAAGCAUGCAUGUGUGCCUAACUCUAAAAAUAAAUCUGAAUCACAAAGGAUAUUGACUGAUGAAAUAGCAAAAGAUGCAGAAGAUGUGAUUGAAUCUUCUGUCACUCCUGAAAAUGUUCUUGAUGGAAAAGUAUCAAAGAAUAGAACUAUUCCUCUUGAAAAUAGUUUCUCAGAAAUAGCAAACCCAUCAUGUGCUACUACCACAGAAACUGUAGUUCAGAGUGAUAACAGUCCAAACAAUGAUGCUAUUGAUGAUGAUGUCAAAUCAUCUGACAAAGAAAAUAAAACUGGAAAUAUAAUUUGUGAUGAGUCUUUAAAUUUAGUGAUGGCUGAUGAUAUUAAGUUUCCAGACAUUUUGAAUGAACGAUGGGGCCGAGAUCAGCAUACAAUACUACAUGCUAUUGUGCAGAAUUGUCAAACAGAAGUCAUUUCUCCUCUCUUAGAAGCUGGUGCAAAUCCUGCCAUUUGCAACAGCAAAGGCAUACCUCCUUAUUGCAUCGCAGACAAAGAAACAAGGAAUGAGUUCCGUAGAUUCAUGGCCAAAUUUCCUGACAAAUAUGGUUAUCGUAAAGCUCAGAUUCCUAGUCCAUUGACCCCUGCACUAGAGGCUGAAAAGAAACAGAAAGAUUCAAUUAAAAAGAAAGUCAAACAGCAGCGUUUGAAAGAAAGAAGAUCUAUUAACAAGCAAAGAGAAGCUUCUAUUCAAGAGAACAACUUGAAACAGCAAGAACAGAAAUUGGAAGCGCUUCGUUUCAAAAAUCUCUCUGAACGAGAAAAGAGAGCUCUUGCAGCUGAACGCCGAAUCUUGGAUGCAAAAGAGUCUGAUGAAGAGAAACCUGUUUUUAGCCGGUGCUCACAAUGUCAAUGUAAUAUCAGUGGACUGGUCCCUUUUGAAUAUUACAAUUUCAGAUUCUGUACACCAAAAUGCCUUAAGGAUCACCGUUUGAAAUCAAAGACCAGCUGAUUGCAGCUUUAAUGGAGAGAAAAAAAAUUCUGCUUCUGGUUUUUGAGUCCAUAAAUGAUAACCACUUAAAUCUUAGUUUUAAAAAAAUAGAUAAAAUACUUCUGAACUGAAUAAAUCGUAAAUUUGGAACAAUUGAAAUAUGGUGAAAAUGUAUUAAAAACCUGACAUUAGCGUUCUCAAGACCUAUGCAUCAUAUCUGAAAAUUGUUCAUCUUUGUUAUUUCAGUGUUAUAAAAUCCUUGACAGUAGUUCAUAAUUACAAUUUUCUAUACAAAUUAUGACUUGCUGAUCAAUAUCAAGAUAAAAUCUUGUAAAAAGUUUU